AUGCUGAGAGUGGUCUGGCGUUACGCCUGUGUAGCUGGGCAGGUUCCUUACGACAUGCGAGAGCGAAUGAUCCGCAGCUUGUACAAGUAUUCGCCUAUGAACGCAGGCGUAGUUAACCCGUCUUUGGUAUUCAAAGCCUGGGCAGCCAAAUUCGCAAUAGGUGUAUCCCGCGAUCUGACCCCUCACACUACGGGUACGUUGGGUGACGACGAACGCCGGCUUCUCGAGCUUGGUUGCCAACAUGGACUCGAAAAGGGGUCUGCAGAGUCAAAAGCAAGGGUCCAUGAAAUGAAACGUCUAGUCCAGGACGAUCUCGAAGAAGCGGGGAGGUGCAAGCCUGUGCAUCCUCUUACAGAUCUGCUCGAACAGGCUUGGAAGAAAGAUCUAAGUUGGCACGAACGUGGUAUCGGCAGGGCUGCGAGCCAAAUAGUUCCGUCCAGCGCCGAAUAUGGAAUUCUCGAAACUGUCAUGUUGGAUGGUACCAGAGUGCCCAUGAAGUCAGGAGACUUCACCAGAUUCCGAAAGUGGGAGGUUCCAUCACGGUUACGACAGGCAUGA
This is a messenger RNA of Sphaerulina musiva SO2202, 558 nucleotides long. RefSeq lists its product as uncharacterized. Bases 1 to 558 code for a protein of 185 amino acids. The transcript has a single exon. The record is from RefSeq and is a predicted model, not a curated record. NCBI's taxonomy places the organism in Eukaryota, Fungi, Ascomycota, Dothideomycetes, Mycosphaerellales, Mycosphaerellaceae.